AUGGGGCCCAAGCUUGGUGUCGCACAGAACCUGAGUUUCGACUUGCGCGCCCGCACCCUCGCUGCACUGGUGCCCGAGUGGGACAACGGACAGCGUUAUUUCUCCGGCAUCUUCCGCGGUGGAUCUGUGCCACACGACGGCCUGACAGAGGCAAGCAUUACGAUCCACCAUGCGCAGAACGCCGCCAAGUUCGUGUACACUGGCUUUUAUUUCUUUCACAAUGCCUAUGGUGGGGUGCACCUGGCUGACCGGAAAGACGGCCAUGUGAACGUCUCGGCCUUGGGGAACUUGAGGAAACGGACGUCUACCUAUGCCAUGCAGCCGGCCAUACUGCUGCAGUCUGAGGAGAAUACAUUGGUGCAGGUGGUACUGCAGCUCACGGGCGCCUUUGACGCGGCGCCAUCUACCCUCCAGCAGAACGUGCGCCAGGGCGUCACGCCGGCCACCGUCUUCCAGGCGGCGCUGGCCGUGCUCCUGACGAGACUGGCCGGCCGCGGCCAUGUUCUGAUUGUCGGCGGUCGGCAACUUCAUCCCCGUGCUUGCGGAGCAUCCACUCGGCCUACCAUGUCCCCCUUCCCUGCCGGCGGCCAAAAGAUCUGGGACCUGGGCGUGGCCGACGCGGUGCUUCUUGACGCGGGUAUGCACCAGCGCCAUCAAGGGGGGGCUUCGGCAUCGUUCGGGCUGGCGGCCUCGACGCGAGAACUGCUGGCCGCAAACUACAUCUACGACGCCUCGGACGGCAAUGAGCUCCUCCUCAACGACCUCCCCGCCGCCAUCAUCCUCGCCCACCGUAAUCACUUUCCUUCACCUGACCUUCCUUCGGUUCUCCAGACGCUUCCGUGCGAUCGGGACCACCCGCUUGAGACAUUUGUCCCCGACGGGGAGAAGCUGACCACACGCUGCUGCUUCGCGACCGGUGGGGCUUCUUCCAAGCUUCGGCUUUGGUCGAUGGUGGCGCGCCACCAGGCCACGGUCGUCGUGGCUCCCGGCGUUCGUGCGGCCGCCUUUUGCCCAAGAAGCCACCCUGUACGGCACUGGGACCUGAGGUGGAACACGGACCAGCUGCAGAUUGGUCGGAGAGACAGUAAGAUCAAGGUUGCCGGCCAGCGGCUUGAGCUUGCGCUCGCCGACAUCGAAGCCGUCCUCAACCGCGUGGCGCGGGAAUCGCACAAGAUCUGCGGUCGGCGUCUAGGGACAUCUGCUGAGAUUUGA
Lasiodiplodia theobromae is the source of this 1212-nucleotide messenger RNA. RefSeq names its product D-alanine--poly(phosphoribitol) ligase. The transcript has 7 exons. Bases 1 to 1212 code for a protein of 403 amino acids. NCBI's taxonomy places the organism in Eukaryota, Fungi, Ascomycota, Dothideomycetes, Botryosphaeriales, Botryosphaeriaceae. The record is from RefSeq and is a predicted model, not a curated record.